AUCCCUCUGCCAUUUUCAAACAUUCCGCAUGGUGACAAGCUCUACUAGAACGAAAAUAUAGCUUUUCCUGAACGAGGUAUAAUUCAGACAACAUAAUAAAAUGUCUGUUCCACCUGAAAAAAUCGCAGAAUUAAAGCAAAUUAUCCAUGGACAAUUGUCUCAGAUUGGCAUGCAGAGUCGUAUUCGUGAUGUUAUGAGUGAGGUUAUCACAGAAGAUUACAGUAAUGGACAGGUGUCUGAACAAGAAAUUAUGCAGAAGUUAAAAGAACGAGGUUUGGUGGAUGAUUUAAUGCAGAAUUUACAGUUUCAAAGUCAAGGAGAUGGACAAAGUCUGAGACGUCCAGCAACACAUUUCCUUGACCAAGAUGACAAGGUCACCAAUCUUCCAGUCAAAAGAGCCAACAUUGAUCCUACACGAAGAUACUUAUACUUCAAUAUAAAGAAUGGUAAAGCAUUCCUGGAACACAUUGAGAACUCUGACCCGAUGCCAGGGCAAGUCAGUUCAUAUUUCACCUUCCACAUACAUUUCCGUGGACAAAGGUUCAAAUCUCGACCAGUUCCAUGUGCCUGUGAACCAGAUGUUGAUGAAGGGUUUCUGUUAGAAGUUCAUAAAGAGUCGUCAGGUGAAGCUGCUAAAAUGGUUGAUGAAUCUGGGAUGUUAUCCAUCUGUGACAAGCUACAUAUAGCCUUGAUAAAAACAGAUGUAACAGGGGAGACAACUCUGGUGUCAUCACAUUUCCUAGAAUGGAGACCUGUUUUAACUGCCAAAACUGGGAGAUUUCAGACAUCCAUAGAACUGAAAGGAACAGGCGAUGAGAGUAAGAUUCCAGCUGGUGUAAUAGAAAUCCAGUUAGAGUUGUUUCCUAAACCAGUAAAGAUCAUUGGCCAGGAAGUACUGACUACACAGCUCAAUAUGGAACGUAACCGACAGUCAGAGAAAGAGAGACUGUUCCUUGUCUAUGCUAAACAAUGGUGGAAGGAAUAUUUACAGAUAAGACCAGCAAAUCAGGAACGUCUAGUCAAAAUAUUUGCUCAGGAUGAGAAUUCAGUGACCCGUCCAGUUUGUUCUUUUGUUAAACCAUUACGUGCUGGAAGGUUGUUAGAUUCUGCUCGACAUGCUGCCAGAUUUGUCAGUCUAAUGCAUCAUAAAAAAAUGGAGUCAGUGGGAGGAGGUAAUAAACUAGAACAAUGGACAACACUACAUGGAUUUUUAUGUCGCAAUAGAGGGGACUGUGAAGACCAUGCUAUAUUACUAUGCAGUUUACUAUUAGGGUUUGGUCUAGAUGCUUACGUCUGUAUUGGGACUAAAUCUAAAGGAUCGGUCCAUGCGUGGGUGAUGACCAUUACUGUAGAUGGUUUAGUUACUUUCUGGGAAAGUCUUAAUGGUCACAGAUAUAUCCAUGAACCCAUAGAUCCAGACAUGCCACCAAUGGACAAAAUUCACCGACCAAAAUAUCCUUAUAAAACCAUCGGCUGUGUAUUUAAUCAUCAGUCAUUUUAUGGCAAUAAUCAACCUUCAGAACAUGUAGAUGUCAGCCAUUUUGAACUUGGAAAUGAAUCUCGAUGGAAACCAAUGUCCCAGGAUGCUGUUCUGUCUGUGUGUGGUCUUGGAGCAAGCCCAUCAUGGCCAACUCUACCUCCACUCUGUUCCUCCACAUUAGAUCCUACAUUAGUCAGCAAUGAUUUAGAACAACAGUUGAGAGUUCUACUGUUUGAACACAGAAGGGAUCUAGGAUUGACAACAGUUUGGGAUGACCAAUUAAGUUAUCUACUUACACCAGCCCUAGCUGCUUAUGAAUUAGAGAGAGUAACAGGGAUAACUGCUGGAAAUGAAGAGUUCCAGGAUUCUAUGAAGCAGUGUGUGCCUGAUGGCCACACAUUUAAGGGAUAUCCUAUACAGUUUUCCCAUCGAAAUGCUAGACGAGCUUUUGCUACCUGCCUUAGAUCACCUGUUUGUGAAGAAAUUGUAAACUGUCGAGGAGAUCACGUCAGACUUGCUGUUCGUGUCAAAAUUUACCCAUAUCCAGAAUCAGCAUGUGCGACUUGGAUUAUGUUUGCUUGCAAAUAUAAGUCUGUACUGUGAGGGUUUGACUUUACUCAGUAAAAGGUUGUUUGAACUUGUGAGGUUAUGCCAGUAUAUUGAAAAAGAGUAUCUGAAAUCCUUGCCAGAAGAUGUGGAGUGAGAAAGCUCAGAAUGACAGCAUUUCAGACAAGAGUUAAUAUUGUCUUAAUUUGACAAGAAUGUUGAUGUACUUUAAAAGUACCUCUGAUAUUAUACCACUGAUAUUUUUAACAUAUACUGUGCUGUUUGUUUACAAAGUAUAUGCAAAAACUAAAUUUUCUAAAGGAAAGAAAAUAUUUUCUAAGAGAAAUCAAUCAUACAGUUUAAUCAUGUUUUCUAUAUAUUUAUAGAUCACAAAACUGUUUGUUAGGUCCUGUCUGAUGUGUUUCAAUUUCUGCUUUUAGUAGAAAUUAUCAUUGAAAUUAGUAUGCAUGAAAUGACAAACAGACUGGUUUUCUGAACACUAUAUUUUCUAACAACAGCUUUCAUUAGUGGGUUUUAAAAAAAAAAUUAAAUGUACUUUCCAUAAAACUAUUUCUUUUAUUUUAUCGUUUUACAAACAGAUAUAUUUACAGGCCUAGGAUUUCAUUAGUGGAUUCAGAUUAUACUUUAUGAACAUUUGUAUACUUUACUUCUUCAGAAUUUUUCAUGCUUGUGAAUAUAGAAAUGAUGUGUAGCUGUUUAUAUUAGCAUUAGCUAUGUUUAAAAGGUAUAGAUAUAUACUUUCUUGAGAUAAAAAAGAAUAUUUUGGAGAAACAGCCACAAUUUUAAACUGGUACAAUACAUAGAAUACACAUUCCACAGUUUCAAACUAUUAUAGUAGGGCAGCAUCUUUUUGAGAAUGAUUAUUUUGUAUACGUCCAAAUGGUAUCAUAAUGGUGAAGUUAAUAUAAAAAUUAUGAUACCAAAAAUACUGACUGCUCAAACAUAAUAACACCAAAGAGGAACAAUAUUGUUGAUGUAUAUUAAAGAAUUAUAUUGUUGUAAGGUGCUUUGAUAAUAAUUGUGAUUAUUUUCUAUAUUUUUGUUUGUAUAUAUGAAAUGUUUAGUGCUUGUUUUAUUUUUACAAAAGACUGCAUAACAAAUAUAAACUGUGAUGUAGUUAAUCAUUAGAUAAUAGAGUUAAUUUUUAUGCCCCACCUACGAUAGUAGAGGGGCAUUAUGAUUUUUCCGUCUGUGAGUCUGUUCGUUCAUUCGUUCUUUCGUCCGUUUGUCCCGCUUCAGGUUAAAGUUUUUGGUCAAGGUAGUUUUUGAUGAAGUUGAAGUCCAAUCAACUUGAAACUUAGUACACAUGUUCCCUAUGAUAUGAUCUUUAUAAUUUUAAUGCCAAAUUAGAGUUUAGACCCCAAUUUCAUGGUCCACUGAACAUAGAAAAUGAUAGUGCGAGUGGGGCAUCAUUUUUGAUAAUUUCAAAUGUGAGAAUGGAAAUGUUAAAUUUGAACAGUGAUUAGUUAAAUUUACGAUUGAUUGUCUAACUAUGGUGUAAAACAAACUGUUACGCAAUUCUGUUUGCAUAUAUGUUAAAAUUUAUGUGCAAGUGCCAUAUUUUGUAACGAGAAGACUUAGAACAUAUUCAUGCUAACUAAGUAAAUUUAGAAAACAUAAUAUAAUAUACUGUUUUUACAAAUAGUAAAAACCUUUUUCCAUUAUCAGACCUGAUUUCUUUCUGCAUUUCCAAUCAAGAUUUUACCAUUAUUGUUUCUGUAUUUUAUAGUAUUUUUGACUUCCAUCCCAGCCAUUUACUUUCUUUUUUAACCAGUUGGUCAAAUCAGGCAAGAACUACAUUAUGACUGAAAGAUGUAAAAACAAAUUUUUAUAAGUAUAAUUUGAGACUUAGAUGAGUUCAAUCUAUGUUUUUUUGUUGGGUUUCUGUCUCAUUGAUGUUUAACAAGAAUCUCCUUUUGUUCAUUAAUGCAACGACACUACAUUUGUGAUAGACUUAGCAGGUACAGUGACUAAAACAUGACCAAAUUAUAAAGUUUUAUAUUUCCAUCCAAAUUUUUGCAAAGAAAUAUGAGUGCUUUUCAUUUUACUUUAUAAUGUUAUAGUUAAUAGUCUUAUUUCUUCUUAAUAAAAUGGCUGUCAAAUUAAUGUUCAUAGUAUAGAGACCAAUAUAUUUUUUAGAUUUUUUCUGCCUAUUUUCUUGUGAUGUACAUGUAUUUUAUGUUUUACACUGCAGCAGCAUUUAUGUAAUAAAUCAUUUAUCAACUGA
Messenger RNA from Mytilus californianus (California mussel), 4274 nucleotides. RefSeq names its product centrosomal protein of 76 kDa-like. NCBI's taxonomy places the organism in Eukaryota, Metazoa, Mollusca, Bivalvia, Mytilida, Mytilidae. The record is from RefSeq and is a predicted model, not a curated record. Bases 101 to 2083 code for a protein of 660 amino acids. The transcript is spliced from 12 exons.